This is a messenger RNA of Bathycoccus prasinos, 759 nucleotides long. RefSeq names its product adenylylsulfate kinase. Gene Ontology annotation, biological process: sulfate assimilation. Bases 1 to 759 code for a protein of 252 amino acids. The record is from RefSeq and is a predicted model, not a curated record. Gene Ontology annotation, molecular function: adenylylsulfate kinase activity; ATP binding. Lineage: Eukaryota; Viridiplantae; Chlorophyta; Mamiellophyceae; Mamiellales; Bathycoccaceae. The transcript has a single exon.
AUGAACAAACAAUACACAGAUGUCGCCGCACGAGCAGCGGCGCAAAAAGGAACAAACCCACCAAAAAUACCACCGAGAGGGGCGGCGACCACCUUCACGACUUUUUCUUCCCCGGCGAACGAGAAAGUGGACGCGUAUAAAGUCGGCGACUCCACGAACAUCAAAUGGCACGAAGGUUCCGUGGAUGUGCAAACUCGGGAGAAAACUAUGGGCCAGAAAGGAUGCGUCUUGUGGUUUACCGGUUUGUCCGGCUCCGGGAAGAGCACCGUGGCGUAUACGCUCGAGCACGAGUUGUUUAAAAGAGGGAACAAAGUCGUCACUUUGGACGGGGAUAACAUCCGACACGGAUUAAAUUCGAACUUAGGUUUUACCGCGGAAGAUCGCGAGGAAAAUAUUCGCCGCAUUGGCGAAGUUUCCAAGUUAUUCGCGGACGCCGGGAUGAUUACGUUGGUGUCGUUUAUUUCGCCGUAUAAGAGAGACCGCUUGAAAGUUCGAGAACGCGUCGGGGAUAAGUUUCUCGAAGUGUACAUGAAGAUUCCGUUGAGCGUGUGCGAAGAACGCGAUCCAAAAGGUUUGUAUAAAGCCGCUAGAGCUGGGAAAAUUAAAGGGUUUACCGGUAUCGACGAUCCGUACGAGGAGCCGGAAAAUGCGGAGAUUGAAAUGAAGGUUGCCGGGGAAGACGGAGUGUUGGCGCCGCCGCGAGAGAUGGCGCAAGAAAUGGUCAAGAUUUUGGAACAAAAAGGUUUCUUGAGUGCGUAA